AUGGACAAAGAUUGCGACAUGUUAUAUAAGAACAUCUCUGACAUAUAUAAAUCUGGGGAGUUUAAGACAUACGACAACUUUGUUUCAUUAGCUGCAAAAUGUGUAUGGCAGAUAAGAGAUAAAGAUAGAAGAGGUAAGGUAUGGAAUGAACAGAUAAAACCAACUGCUUCAGAUUUAAAGAAAACCAUUGACGCCUUGGUUGUUUUAGCAGGUAAGGUUUCAGAAUAUAACGCAAAAAUGAACCCGCAAUGUUCUAAAUGUAAAGCGGCAAUAAGAAAAUAUAACUACUCAGUCAAAGAGAUAGAAAGAAUGAGAAACGACUAUGCAGACUUAAAGAAAGAAGCAGAGAAGCCGGUAGAAAAUAAAAUGGACAUGUUAGAAUUUCUGAACAAAAACUAUCCAACUGCUGACGAUUUCCUUCUAUCUGACGUCAAGAAGAAGUAUAAAGAAACUUUCGGCAUUGUUAAAACAUUCGAUGUACUAAAAGAAGAAAUAGAAGCUACGAAAUUGUUUAGGAUUUCAAAUAUACAUCGUACAAUUCAUGUAAAACGCUUAUAA
This is a messenger RNA of Trichomonas vaginalis G3, 558 nucleotides long. RefSeq names its product organellar and viral DNA polymerase type B. The transcript has a single exon. NCBI's taxonomy places the organism in Eukaryota, Parabasalia, Trichomonadida, Trichomonadidae. The record is from RefSeq and is a predicted model, not a curated record. The coding region runs from base 1 to 558 and encodes 185 amino acids.